Triplophysa rosa is the source of this 4058-nucleotide messenger RNA. RefSeq names its product 4-galactosyl-N-acetylglucosaminide 3-alpha-L-fucosyltransferase 9-like. Gene Ontology annotation, molecular function: alpha-(1->3)-fucosyltransferase activity. Lineage: Eukaryota; Metazoa; Chordata; Actinopteri; Cypriniformes; Nemacheilidae. The transcript has 2 exons. Gene Ontology annotation, cellular component: membrane. The record is from RefSeq and is a predicted model, not a curated record. The coding region runs from base 1381 to 2499 and encodes 372 amino acids.
UCCUGCAUGUUCAAAAAUUUGUACAGAGACGUUCUCCAAAAUCGAUUAGAAGUUUAUUAUCAGAUGUAAAAAGGAGUAACAAAGCUUUGGGUUGUCAGACGAUCUCCUCACUCCACCACAAGCCAACAACCCAAAUUAUUCAAAAACACACAUAUUUAUUCAAUAUUUGACGUCGUUCCCAUCUUCUGACUCCUCCUUUGCCUUUUAAGGAGUGCUGCUCCCUUUCCACCAAUCACCGUGCACCACGUAUAUCUGACUCCAUCCUUCUGUGUUAGUUCCUGCAAAACAACAUCUUUUGCAACGCAUCCCUUGCAACCUGCGGUCAGCUGCCAGCCCCAGGAAGUGCUCCCCAGAGACAGCUCCAUGCAGCAAGACAACAUAUCAACAUACUUUCAGCAAAAAACACUCAAUCAUCCAAUGCUUCAAUUAUGCUGAGUUGUUUCUCAAUCCCAUGAUUCAACAAAACACAUCAAAACUCAUGAUUAUACUUAAAACAUAUGCAAUGGAUUAAUUCAUAACUCUUUGGGUGUGUGUGUUGUUAGUUAGUUAGACUUGUCAAAACGAGCUGUUCUAUUUCUGCAAGUACACACCGAGCUUGUUCCUCUUUUGUGGUUUCGCUCGGCUUGUCACUGUUCUGUUUUUAUCACAGCACUUUUCCACUGAGCAAAACAGCAAGCACAUUAGAUAAAAACACACAGCUUAAUGAUUUAAUGAAAGAAAACACUUAUUGAUUAUAUUGGUAAUUAAAUCAUACUUCUAACUGAAUAAUAUUUCCACACCAGUCAUGUUUUUUCCAAGGCAUUUUUAUUGACCCUGGGAUACUGAUAUUACAGUUGUCACCUAACUGGAGACUCAAUCAGGUGCAAAAGAUGUCGCGAAAGACACCUCCAGGCUAUUCCGUUGGGUCGUUUCUUCAGUCACAGAUACUGCACGGAGUCUCCCACCCAAAACGGCUAAGUUUUUCUAUGAAUCUUGCUCUGUUGAACGGAAAAAGGGAUUUUAUGUAGACCAUACUGGCUAACGCCAUGCAUUUUCAAUGAAGGGGAAAAGAAUGCUUUCCCCCAGGCCACGCCCCCAGCUAUGACACGACACCGACCAAGUCUAUAAAAGUUUAUGCCAAUGGAUUUUCUUGAAAUGUUUACAGUACUUCCUGGUUGCACCUGUAGUGUUAGUUGAAGUUGAGAGAUAAUGUGAUGACAUCACUGAUGGCAUUUUUUGUACCUCUGUUGUUCUGUGUCUGUAAAUCUAGCAUCAUCCUGCAGGCGAGACGUACUUGGCUUUACAUGCUACACAGAGCUGGAACCUUCUGUUUCACUCCUAAUGAAGAGCUUCUAAGAGAGAUCCAAAGUCUUCUUCAAAUCCACCAGUUUAAAUCAAAGAAUGUCAAGCACAAGUUUAACUGGAAUUCCUGUGGGCCGUCUGACUGGUUUAGUGGCUAUUGCCGCUCUCGUCUCUCUGAUCCUCUUGUAUUUCUGGACUUCACCUCUGACCAGCUGUCCACCUCGACUACCUCAAUUAAAACAACACUCAGAUGGACACCAUGAAGAGAUGAACAACUCGAUUGCUGAUGAAACAGUGGAGAAACCUGUACUUUUAUUAUGGGUCUGGCCUGAAAAUUACAGAUUUGAUCUUAAGGACUGUAAAACUCUUUACAAUAUUGACGGCUGUCACCUGACGGACGAUAGAGCUCUCUACAGCAGUUCAGACGCUGUGCUUGUUUUUCACAGGGCUAUUAGUUGGGACCUGUCCACCCUUCCACCAUCUCCUCGUCCCCCGUUCCAAAAGUGGAUCUGGCUUCAUUUAGAAUCGCCAACAAACACGCAGAAAAUUCCAGGGAUUGAAAACCUCUUUAAUCUGACUCUCAGUUAUAGAGAGGACGCUGACAUUCCUGUGCGGCUGAGACUGACCAGCAACAAAACUCCAAAUGAGGAUUUUACAAUUCCCAAAAAGGACAAACUGGUCUGUUGGAUCGUAAGUAACAAUGCUGCCCAUACAGGUGUCGGCAAGAGGAACACUUACUACAAUGAACUUAAAAAGUACAUCACUGUGCACAUGUUUGGAAGCGCUUAUGCUGGGAGACUAUCUGAUGAAGACUAUUAUCCCACCAUAGCCAGCUGCAAAUUUUAUCUGUCUUUUGAGAAUUCCAUCCACAAGGACUACAUCACGGAAAAGUUUAACGGACCUCUGUCAGCAGGUACUGUACCUGUGGUGCUGGGACCUCCCAGAAAGAACUAUGAGAGGUUUGCACCGCGUGACGCCUUCAUUCACGUGGACGACUUCCCAGACGCAAAGUCACUGGCAGAAUAUCUGACGCAGCUGGACAGAGAUGAAGAUGCGUAUCGCAGGUACUUUAACUGGAGGAGACAUUUCUCAGCACGACCUCAUUUAAUAUUACAGAAUCAAGAGUUUGUUCUGGCGAUUUGCACGGCCUGCGAUCAUGUAGCGAGACACAAGGAAUAUCAAGAAGCUCAUGAUAUCUAUGAAUGGUUUUUUAACUAAAGUAUGCUUUGUGAUGUCAAAUGUGGGGUGAAAAUCUUUGGUCCGUACUUCAGACAUUGUACAUACAAAACAAAAUACAAUAAACGCAAAAUGUUCAUGAGACAGAAUAUACAAGUACAGAAUAUUGAACAGGAGCAGAACACAAAUGAUUUUAUAUGCUUCUACAUUUUUUUAUUUUUGUGCAUUUCCAUUAUUUGCCAAAGCGUCUGCUACAUGAAUAAAUGUAAGUAUGCAAAACAUAUUCUUUAUUCUUGGACAUAUAGGGCCCUAUUGUACACCCGGCGCAACGCGGUGCAAGGCGCAGCGCAAAUGUUUUUGCUAGGUUGUUUAAAUAUCAAAUGCAUUUGCGCUCAUUUGUGUGCCCAUGGGCGUGUUGGUCUAAAAAAGAGGUGUGCUCAGGCGCAUUGUUGGCGUGUUGCUAUUUUGAGGAACUGAAAAUAGACUGCGCCAUAGACCAACUCAAACCUGGUCUAAAGUCAGUGGUGCGAUUUUUUUGGGGGGGUUAUUUAAAGAGCGCAUUAGGAAUAUGCGCCUAUAGGUGGGUGCACAGCGCUCGUACAUUCUGCUUAUUAACAGGGCUGGGGAGUAACGAAAUACAUGUAACUUAGUUACGUAUUUAAAAUACAAUAUUUGAGUAACUGUAUUUCAUUACAGUUACUUUUUAAAUGGUGGUAAUCAAAUUACAGUUACAUCUGAAAAGUAUUUUAGAUUACCAAAGUGAUUACUUGGAAUUUCAAUGGCAUUUAUUUCAUUUAAACUUUAUAUUAACUGUAACGGGCAAUUAAUGUAAACAGCAAUUGGUGAUUCUCUGACUCUUUCGUUCUGCAAAAGCAUCCCAAAUGACAGUUCUGCUCAUUUUCAUGCCCCUCGCAGAAUAUGCAAAAUUGGAAUAAUUUUAACAAAAUAAGAGGGAUCUGGGUUCAUACAAAUUGCAUAUUAAUUUUAUUUAGUACUGUUCUUCAUAUACUCCAUUAUACAAUUUGAGCCAAUUUUACGGUGGCUGCUAGGUGUCACCACGCUGCAAGGAAGAAAACACAUGCAAACAGAAAAAACACCAGCAAAUUCAGAAAGCAUCUUCAUUAGUUUGGCGACACAUGCCAAAGACGACAUGCAACAAAGACGGAGCCAUUUGCCUGUUUUCCCGUUUAAUAGUGACCGUCAUCUGAGAAAGAUAUUUCAGAGAUCACCGCCGCAUAUAUGUUGUUCUCUUUGUCGUUUCAUUGUCAGUGUCUGUCUUAUUUAGCUCUACAUUGUAUAAAUAAAUAAAAUCAACGAAGGUAACAGGAACUACAGCGCGUUUUAAAAUGAAAAAACAUCUGUGCGAAUUUCAGCUACAAAUUAAUUUACAGGCUAUAACUUGAAGGCGACGACCCCAUCGAAGUUCUUUGGAGAAAAAUACAGGGUUUUAGGUAGGCUAUGGAAAAGGUACCAAUCUUAUGCUAAAGCCAAAUUCAAUAGUCACUGUGAAAUGUAUACAUUUUCAUGUUUUAAGCUUAAAUGAGCAUCAAGUUGCUGUAUUUUAACAAACGAACAUGAAUUUAAAGAACAACAGUUUUUAA